AACCACAGAACUCCUCCCUCUCCUCUCCUCCAAGCUGGUUCAUGCACCUCUCUCCCUCCCUCAUAUAUAACACCACCCUAAACCCCUUCCCUCUUACUCAAAAGCCUCUUCGAUCCCAAAACUCUAUCACUCAAUAACAAUGGAUGCAAAUAUUGCCAUGAACAUGUGUUCGUCUUCCACUUCUACAUCCGACUCUUCUUCCUCCGAGUCCUCCCAACCCAGGAACCCCAACAAGGCUGAGAGGAUCAAGGGCCCGUGGAGCGCCGAGGAGGACCGGGUUCUCACCCGCCUCGUCGACCGCUACGGUCCCAGAAACUGGUCUUUGAUUAGCCGUUACAUUAAGGGCCGGUCGGGCAAGUCCUGCAGGCUUAGGUGGUGCAACCAGCUCAGCCCCACCGUCCAGCACCGUCCCUUUUCCCAAGCCGAAGACGAAGCCAUCCUCGCCGCACACGCCCGCUACGGCAACCGGUGGGCCACCAUUGCACGGUUGCUCCCUGGGCGGACCGACAAUGCCGUCAAGAACCACUGGAACUCGACCCUAAAGAGAAGGGUGAGAGAACCACAAGAACAUCACGGUGAGGGUAAUAUCGGCAAUGCAGCUAUUGAGGUGAUGAUGUUGGGUAAUGGUAGUAGCAGUGCUUCAGCUGCCUCGGGGCGUAAUGGGUCCAUGGAUUUGGAUGACCCGUUGACGGAGUUGACUCUGGCGACGCCGGGGAUAGGUAGCUCUGUGGUGUCUGCGUCGGAACAACAACACCAUCAUCGGAGCAGCAGCGAGAGCUUUCCUCCGGCGGGGUUUUGGGAUGUGAUGAGGGGUGUGAUAGCAAGGGAAGUUAGGGAUUACGUGAGCUCGUCCUAUACUGAAACUUCUGGGCUUCAUUGAUCAUCAUCGAUCUUCUUCUUUAUAUAUUUGCUCAUUGUCUCUCUUCCUGGGUUGAAUUUUUCUUUAUUUGUUAAUAU
Molecule: messenger RNA, 957 nt
Organism: Fragaria vesca subsp. vesca
Lineage: Eukaryota; Viridiplantae; Streptophyta; Magnoliopsida; Rosales; Rosaceae
Product: transcription factor MYB98-like
Exons: 1
Coding region: 140-880 (246 amino acids)
Biological process (GO): regulation of DNA-templated transcription
Cellular component (GO): nucleus
Molecular function (GO): RNA polymerase II cis-regulatory region sequence-specific DNA binding; DNA-binding transcription factor activity, RNA polymerase II-specific
Source: RefSeq, a predicted model, not a curated record